AUGUACAUUAGUGACGAAGGCUUACAUAAAAUAAGACUGGCCGAUCUUGGAAAUAAUAAUAUUAACACAUUAACCAGUAAUUCCUACAGUCCAACAUUUAUAACAUUAGAUAGUGUAAACAGUAGAGUGCUAUUCACUGAUCCUGAAGAUUAUAGUGUUCGUUAUUUCAGCUUAUCAUCUCCAUCAACCGUAACACCUGUCAGUGCUUCGACAAAUACUGUUUCUGGUAUCACAGUUUCGACAGCUGGAGAAUAUUAUUUCGCAGAUGGAUCCAGCAAAGUCAUAAAACUUACUUUACCAAAUACGAAAAGUAAUUAUGUAACUGGAUUGAGUAAUCCUCAAGGAUUAUUUUGGAGAUCUAAUGAACUGUUCAUUGUAGAUGCUGAUAGUACAACUCCUAAAAUUAAGAAGUAUGAUGGAACAACUCUUACAGAUAUUGCUGGAGGUGGAUCUUCUGGUUGUGCGAAUGAUAUUGAGGCAACAAGUUGCAAAUUAUCAAGCUCCAUCUCAGGAAUAUUCUACACAACGUAUAAUGAAAUAUUCAUUUCUGAUUCUGGAAAUAAGAAGAUCAAGAAAUAUGAAGGGGGAUCAACCUCAGAUUUUGCUGGUGCCAGUGGAGCUGGGACUACUUGUGCAGAAGACUCAGAAGCUCUCUCUUGCUAUUUUUCAACUAGUAUUUAUGGUAUUUUCGUUACUGACAAGAAUGAAGUUUAUGUAACUGAAGGAAUAUCCGACACUGGAACUGUUAAGAAAAUUUAUCCAUACUGUGAUAGUGGUUAUCAAUUAACAUCUGAUGGAAGAUCAUGUGUUCCUAUUUGUUAUUCCAAAGUAGGGGAUGCUGCCUGUGGAGGACCAACUCAAGGAGCUUGUAGUGCUCCUGAUACUUGUCAAUGUACCACCAAUUAUUUUGGAAACGAAUGUGGCUCACCAAAGUGUUAUGGAAAAACAUCCAAUGCCUGUAAUAAUCAAGGUACCUGCACUGCAGUCGAUACUUGUGUUUGCAAUGCUAACUAUUUUGGAAAUGAGUGCACUUCACCAAAGUGUUAUGGAAAAACCUCCAACGCUUGUAACAAUCAAGGUACUUGUACUGCAGUCGACACUUGUGUUUGUAAUGCCAACUAUUAUGGAAACGAAUGUACUUCUCCAAAGUGUUAUGGAAAAACAUCCAAUGCCUGUAACAAUCAAGGUACUUGCACUGCAGUCGACACUUGUGUUUGCAAUGCUAAUUACUACGGAAAUGAGUGCACUUCCCCAAAGUGUUAUGGAAAAACAUCCACAACAGCUUGUAACUUGAAAGGUACCUGCACAGCAGUUGACUCUUGUCAAUGUAAUACCAAUUACUAUGGAAAUGAAUGUACAGUCACAACUUGUGAUGGCAAGUAUUCCAAUACUUCAGUUGCUUGUAACAACCAAGGAACUUGUGCUGAUUAUAAUACUUGCAAUUGUAAUACUAAUUAUGGAGGUUCUUAUUGCAGUCUUCCAAAAUGUGGUGGAAUUCUGUCAGAUAAUCCAUCCGUCUGUUCAGCAAAUGGCACCUGUGCUGGUGUUAAUAAUUGUCAAUGUAAUUCUCUCUAUACAGGAUCCAAUUGUGAAACUCCUAUUUGUUAUGGAAUUCAAGCCACUCAAACAUCAACUGUGUGCUCUGGACAAGGUAUUUGUGUGGCUGGUGACAAGUGUGUUUGUAAAGAUUAUUCCAAAUAUACUGGACUAAAGUGUGAUUCUCCAAUUUGUAACUCAAAACCUUCAACAGAUCCAAAUGUUUGUAACUCUAGAGGUACAUGUACUGCACCAAAUACUUGCCAAUGUACUGAUACUAAUCUAUUUGGUGGAAAUGAUUGUGAACUAUUCAAGUGUAAUGGUACACUCUCCAAUCAAGGAUCAGUUUGUAGUGGAAGAGGUACAUGUUUAGCCAAUAAUAUUUGUCAAUGUACUGAUACUAGCUCUUGGGGAGGAAAUUUUUGUUCAAUUCCUAAAUGUAAUGGAAUUCUUGCCAAUGACACUAGAAAAUGUUCAUCUAGAGGUAAUUGUAUUUCACCAAACACUUGCCAAUGUUAUGAGAGUAAUAAUUAUGGUGGAUCAGAUUGUGAAAUUUUCAAAUGUGGUGGAAUCCUUUCUACUAAUACUUCUAAAGUUUGUUCUGGAAAGGGUACUUGUAAAUCAUUGAAUAACUGUGAAUGUUUACCUAAUUAUGGUGGUGCUAAUUGUGAACUUGUUAAAUGUUUUGGCAUUUUACAAAACGAAAGUUCAGUAUGUAGUGGAAAAGGUUCAUGUAAGAAUGUUGAUACAUGUCAAUGUGAUAAUGGUUAUGGAGGUUCUAAUUGUAAUCUUAUUAGAUGUUUUGGUGUCUAUACUAACCAAACUAAUUUGAUUUGUAAUAAUGGAAAUGGUACUUGUAUUGCUCCUGACACUUGUUCAUGCAGUACUGGGUGGACAGGAUCAAAGUGUGAUGUUGCAAUUUGUAAUGGAAAACUUUCUAAUGACACACGUGUCUGUUCAUCAAAAGGUCAAUGUGUGGGUCCAAACAAUUGUAAAUGUUCCACCAAUUACUAUGGAACAAACUGUGAAAAGACAACUUGUAAUUCUGUUGCUUCAGAUGAUAGCACAGUUUGUUUUGGUCAUGGUUCUUGCCUUUCGUAUAAUAAUUGUAAUUGCUCAACUGGAUAUGGACCUUCCACAACUUGUGAAUUCCCAAUUUGUUAUGGAUUAUUGGCAAAUGACAGCCGUGUCUGUAAUGAUACUGACAAGUUUUGUUUUGCACCAAAUGAUUGUAAGCCAAAGAAUCCAACUUGUUAUGGAAUUGAAAAGGCAGACAGUAGAUCAUGUUCUGGACACGGAAUUUGUUUAUCAACUGAUAAUUGUCGAUGUGAUUCUAGCUACUUUGGUGAACAAUGUCAAUAUUUCAAAUGUUAUGGUGUUGAAUUCAACUCAUCAUCAGUCUGUAGCUCACACGGUUCAUGUGACAGUGUAAAUAAUUGUAAUUGUCGAGAUGGUUACGGAGGAAACAAUUGUGAACUUGUUAAAUGUAGUGGAAUUUUACAAAAUUCAAGCAUGGUUUGUAGUGGAAGAGGUAAAUGUGUUGAUGUUAACACAUGUAAUUGUGACAGUGGAUAUUAUGGCUCUGAUUGUCAAUUGACCACCUGUUUUGGUAUUGAACAAGCAAGCUCACAAGUUUGUAACAAUAGAAAUGGUACUUGUCUUUCGUUUGAUAAUUGUAACUGUCUUGAUGAAAGCAAGUGGUUCGGAUCAGCAUGUAAUACGACGUAUUGUUAUGGGAAAACUUCAUUGGAUUCUAAUGCCUGUAACUCUCAAGGUAAUUGUGUCAAUUUUAACACAUGCCAAUGUAAACAAAAUUAUGCUGGCAAUCAAUGUCACUUGAGAUACCUUUCUCAAUCAUUCACCUUAUCAUUCAAUAGCACUACUGAUUUUAUUGGAGAAAUUUCCACCAUACUCACCCUCAGCAUUCAAGAUUCCACAUUCCUCGAUUUUUAUGCCAACAAAUCUGUCGACAUUAAGUUGGAAUUCCUUCUUGACAAUCAAGCUCUCACUUCAGCAAUAUCUUCCCAACAAUCACUAUAUCCAAGCAUGUCUUUCUCUCUCCCAUCCUCUCUCUCCAAAGGAUCACUCACAGCAAAGGCAACUCUCUACAAUUCCACAACACCAAUCUCAUUCCAAGUUGCAACCGAAAGUGCCUUAAUACUCCAACAACGAAACACUCCAAUUGCCUCAAACUCUAUUCCAUCUCGUGCUGGAGAACCAUCAAUUCAAGGAAAUAGUAAUGCAGGAGUUAUUGCUGCAGCUGUGGUCGUUCCAAUCGUUUCAAUUGCAGCCAUUGGAGGUGGUGUUGCUGUGGUCAUUACUGUUGUGGUCUUGUUGAAGAAGAAGGCAGCUGCUACUUUGGCCAAGGAUAUUGCAACAGCUGCUCACACUGAUGUUGAAUUGGCAGGUAAUCUUUAA
Naegleria gruberi is the source of this 3954-nucleotide messenger RNA. RefSeq lists its product as uncharacterized. Bases 1 to 3954 code for a protein of 1317 amino acids. The transcript has 2 exons. Lineage: Eukaryota; Heterolobosea; Eutetramitea; Acrasida; Naegleriidae. The record is from RefSeq and is a predicted model, not a curated record. Gene Ontology annotation, biological process: motor neuron axon guidance.